This is a messenger RNA of Pocillopora verrucosa, 10266 nucleotides long. Its product is annotated as cilia- and flagella-associated protein 54. The record is from RefSeq and is a predicted model, not a curated record. Gene Ontology annotation, biological process: cilium assembly. NCBI's taxonomy places the organism in Eukaryota, Metazoa, Cnidaria, Anthozoa, Scleractinia, Pocilloporidae.
GUCAACAUUCAAAACUCAGCUGUUAAUCAAGCUUGAUAAGGGCGAUCUUGGUUUAAUAUGGAGCUGUCUACUUCAGGAAAAAGCGUGGUAGACUUGAAUACGUCUUUCGUCGGUGGAAACGGAAGAAAUGGUUUGCAAUCUAAUGGAACAACAAAUGGCGAUCUCAAACAAAUCAGUCCAGUAUUGGUAGCAUUUGAGCAAGAACUUUCAAGAUUUAUUAAAUACAUUAAAAAGAAAUCAGAACCAGGACUGAAGACCAAGAAGAAUGACGAAGAACCUCUGGCAAGAGGGUCAAACACAUUGUUUUCCAUGUGGAACACAUAUGAGAGCCGUUUACCACAAUCUUUCUAUCAAGAGAAGCUUUUAAACACUGGAGAUUUCCUUUUCUCUGUCAAGGAAUACAAACUUGCGCAGUUUCACUGCUAUGGAAGAUAUCUGGCUAAACAUGUUCAGAGGAAUCUCACACUUAGUGAGACUGCAGAGCUGGAUGCAGAUAAAUUUUACAAGAUGCAUUUGCCAAAUGGUCUUGACAAUCUGGCUUCUGCUACAAUGGUGCUGCGAUCGGCUCUUGGUGAAGCUAUUUGUUUUUAUCAUGUGAACACUGCUGAGGACCCAAAACUGCAGAAUCCUGAUAUAGUUUCUCAGUGUGUGGCUGCAUUAAAAGUUCUACGAUUGACUACUCAAACCUCCUUACGUAAAGAAGAAUUGUGUUGGCUGGUCUUCAAUGGUACUGUGCAUAUUUACUCCAUCUGCAGACAUCUAAUGGCUUGUGGACACAGCAGCAAGGCUUUAGAGUUCCUUCUCUGGGCUUGCAUGUGCUUAGAAUCAUCUGUUCCUCUCCUCACUGUCAAGUACCUAACAUGGCGUAGCACCCUGUACACUGCUGUCUGCCAGUGUUACUUUGAUCUCAAAGUACCCAUGCAUGCGGAAGCAUUUGCUAAAAGAGGCUUGGGCAAGGUGAAUGAGCUGCAGGAAAUUGAAAAGAUGAGUACGUCAGAGGCCACUCCAGAGAGUGAAGCAGCAUUUCGACAAGCCAAGACAAAGAUGCAAGUCAUGAUAUUCAAGAGGGUGGUGUUUGAGACUCGUAAAAGACCGAAAGGUCUUUUGCGUCCAAAGACAAAACCUAACCUCAAGGAUUUUGCUCAUCAUGCAUGGCCACGGACUCCAACUGAACGUCUCAUGACAGACCUUCAGGGUACAGCUGCCAAAUUUUUGGCCAUAUUAGAGGCCCUCAGUGAGACAUACAGACGUACACUUCACUGCGAAGCACCAACUCCUGACGCAGAAGACACAGCCAUAGAUGUGUGUGCUGAGCUGUUCUUUGCAGGAAUGGAGAUAAUUGCUGGCGGUGGAGGAAUAAAACAGGCAUUGAAACAUGACGGAGUAAUUCAUCCUUCUGUGUGGGAGCUGCAGAACACCUCUAUCAUGGAGCUUGUGGCCAAAGGUGAGAAUGGUGUACCCCUCCCUGCUCUGGUCAAAUUUGUCAAGCAUGCGUUCAGUUAUGAACACUGGGAACCAUUUGGACAGCUGAUCGAACCAACCCUUCAGCUUCUACAGGAGCAGAGUGAUAUUAACAGUCUGGUGGAUAUCAAAACACUGCAGCUCAUGCUGGCGCUGGAGCCGUUUUACAAUACUGUUAAAAAAACAAAGAAAACACCUGCACAGGCAGACGAGGGUGAAACAGGGCCCCAUGCGCAUGGGAGAACUGGAAGUCCGCUUGAAGAACUAACGCAUUUAGCGGAUGUUAUUCAGUCAUGCUCUGAGGAGCCUUUUAAGUCUGCCAUCCUGAUGAAAGACAUUGAUAUGAUGGUGGAUGCUUCUUUAUUCCUUUGGUCAAAAUGCAAGCCUCAUUUCCAGAGAAUCCUGUCUUCGUCUCUGGAGAACUGCAAACAGCUGUUAAAUGAUGUAUUUUUCAAUCGUUGGCUAUACAUUCUGACAGUGGCACACACAGCUCUCUCCUGGAGUAAUGCUGCACUUUUUGAUCCCAUUCUCAGCGCUGAAGUAACACUGAAGUUUUCUCUGUUGUUGGAAUGUAAAGCAGGUACCACUGACAACUCCAGGGUAGGCAGCACAGAUAUCUUGGAGACACCAACAAUUCCUGUAUCCCCAGAGACGGUGGAUAAUAAACAGGAGAAAGCUGAAGGAGAGUUACCAGAAAAACCUGCCAUGGGUCCUGGGUCUUUGAGAAGUCUUUUUACAGACGUCAGUCAACAAAUGAUGGUGGCCAUGGGUGGGGUGUCUGUGGGUGUAAGAGAGGUGCUCAAUAAGGGACUGGGCAUCCUGGACCAGGGGCUCAGGGAUAUCACCAAGGCACGUGAUACAGUUAUUGACACAAGAAAGAGGAACAUUGCUGAUAUCAGUUGGAUCAAGCCUUCAAGUGUAAGCAAACCUAAGACGAAAGAUGAUGACACAGAACAUCAGGAUUCUAACUUGCUUGAGCGGAUGAUAGAAACUUUGCACAUGGAGUUGCUGUUUGUUCGACAUAGAGUUGCUGUAAAGCUUGCCAACUUGGGGCAAGAACCCUGUGAACCAAAGAGAUCAGCCAAAAAACAGAAGGAGAAACCAAAGACUAGUGCUGGUUCCUUACAUUUUAGUGAUGCAGAGAAUGAACUGCUAUCUGAGUGCAACAGGAACCCGCUGUCCAAAGCACUGCUGCGCAUGCACAUGGCGGGACAGGCUGUUACGUCACAGAGUCAUGUGGGGACCGAAAGACAAACACAGCUUCUUAAGGAGAGCCAAGAGCUGAUUGUCAAGUGUCAGCAGCAGGAAAGGAAAAUAUCCAGUUGGAACAGACAAACAGACGACACCAGUGACAACAUUCUUCCCUCUGAUGUCCCCCCGGCCCCUCUCCUUGUGUACCGCAGCUCUGCUGUGUUGGUGUUCAAACCAGCUCCCUUCGAGCCAAAAACAGGAGAAAAGGUGGCAUGGUAUCGACUCUUUGCAAGGUCGGCCAGCGGUAAUAAUGUUAAAGUCAGGCUUAAUGACUAUCAGCUGCCAGGGACUGGUGAAGAGAUCCCGGCCACUGCUGACAUCAAGUUUUUUGUGCGUGGGCUUAAAGCAGAUGAGAAGUACAUGGCAGCAGUAGCAGCUUACAAUGAACAUGGUAAACUGAUCGGUGGAAGUGUUGGCUUAACAUGUCGACCUGUUCUUGCUGCUCAUCCAUUACCUACCCUCAUGGCGUGGGGGUAUUUAGCUCAGCUCUCUUUUGCCUCGGGCGUGUUAUCAGUAGCUAAAUCUGCUGCGUCCGUUUUGUGGAAUCACUUUGUAAAGGAGCGUGAAACAUUUGAAGAGAACACCAAUAUCCAAACAGCCAGUUCCGAUUUGUGCAUCUCUCUACAAAGAGUCGACGAGGACAGAUUGCGCGAAUGUUCACCUGUAUUGGCGAGACUCUUUCUCCAGAGUAUCUUCAUAUCCGUGGACAUUAGGAUCAGGGAGGGGCAUCUGUUCUGUGACUGUCUGUGUGAUAGUGGACCACUUUACAAUGGGCAGGUUGCUCGCCUUGAAGAAUGUGAGCGUCUUCUUCUUGCAAUUCAAGUUUCCGGCUGGCUGAAUGACACUGCGCUUUGUUUACAAGCUGUUGUUCAGUGUUAUGGACUACUAGCACCUCUAAUUCACCAAAAGAUUCCUGCUAAACCAGUUGUACAGGUUCUCCUCCGGUGUCAUGCUGUGCUCCAAGAGGUCCCUUCACUGACACGUCAUAGAAAGUCCUCGUCUACUUCUGACAGUUUGUCACACAUGAUCGCCACAAUGACUUAUUAUAUAGCCAAGAUAUUACAAAUGUGGAACGAGCAGGGAGUAGCUGGGGCCAUUAUUGAACUCGGCAAGAAAAUGCUUAAUAUCGAAACUGCACCUGAUAGUGCUGGUACCAUGACAACCAUGCAAGCUGCUGCUGCGAUGGCAACCGCCACUCUGGGAGGACCGCCACCGAGUAAAACCACCAAAAAGAAGCCUGGGGCGACUAAAAAGCCCAAAGGUGGUGGAGGCAAGGGACUGGGAAAACUUGAGAAGGAAGCCGCUGCCUUCACUGCUGACGCACAGAAUGAGGAGCUGAAGGCCUUGGAAGCCUACAUCUUAAAACUCAGUCAACAGGCUUUGAACCGUGAUGAUGAGGAACUAACCGGCUCGGAAGAUCCAUCUGUCCUUCACUCAGUUGUUGCCAAUCUCCCCGCUCAACAAGCGUACAAAGAAGUACUCAAAUUUAAGAGGAGGACUCGCUUCCUGGGCUUUUAUGUCCAGGUGUUGGCUAAAGCUCUUCAAGAGGGUCUGACAGAAACAGCUCUGGAUUGGACCAAUGAUACCAUGACGUGGAUCGUGAGGAGAAAUGAAAUGCUGUUGGCAAACAAACCCACCAUAGUUCGUCAAGCGGCUGCUACAGCUGGACCGGAAGAAGAAAAAAUUAAGAAAUUUGCAACCGCUAUUGUUGAAUUUAGUAAGCCCCCCACGAGAAGUCCACAAAAAACUCGACAAGGAGAGACUAAAAAUGAGGAUAAAGAGGAAACAGAGAUUGUUGUGCGCAACAAGCAGGAGACUGCGUCCAGACCCCCGCAGUCUCAGAAAAAGUCUGUAGUAUCCAGUACCGUAUCGAGAAAGGCUCGGAGAUUCAAAGGAAGAACAGCUGAAGAGGUCGACAUCUUUAACGCGAUUGAACGACUUCAGGGCUUUUUGCCAGAAUACUGGCGAUCAUCACAGCGAAGAAAAAAGCUACGAGCCGUCAGCUGCGAAGAAUUGCCAUGGAGAGCCCAGAUGGGAAUUCUUCUGGCGGGUGCAAAUUUUGAUUUGUUUCUUGACAAAGUAGAAAGUGGACAACGUUUGGCAGACGUAGGAGACGCCGAAAACCCGUUAUACAGGCCUUCGUAUAUGGAUCCUGAUUGGUUUGGCUAUGCUACAUCCGGGACCUUAAUAGUGUCGUGGGCUGGUGCGUCAAGAAGAGCCUCACCCGAGCCCCCCAUGGGUUUUAGCGGAUCAGCGAGGGAUACGCCAUUUUCUCAGCGUGCUCCAACAGGGUCGCGGUCACACCCACGGGAGGGGACUAGGACUGGUAGCAGAGUGACAGGGGUCACCGGAAGUGAAGGUUCCACCGCAAGCAAGUCACCCAUGUUCUUCCUGCUCUCCGCGCUGGAUCAUUUAUCACGAGCCAUUGUAUUGACUUAUCGUGGCAAGUACUGGAUCAUGCUACAGAACGCCUGCCGAGCCCUAUGGAACAUGACUCAAACGGUGCUCAUGCGAGUCGUGGCAGGGACGCUCCACCUCGCUGAGGACCCUUUGGCUGAAGGAAGCACUGAUAUCGAUGUUCUGAGAAAGGCCCUGUGGCAGAAGUUCUAUUUUGGGGCGGACAGGUUGUUGGACAUGAUGGUUUUGAUUCAAGAGCAGGCAAAAACAGAAUCUGAACAAAAUAAAAAGCGUGACAAAGUGAAGAGGGGAGAUCUGUUGAUUAAUGAGAAGCAAGGCCUGAUGGGAGGAGUUGAAGAUGAGAGAGGUGGAGCGAGUUUGUUGUUUGAGAUACCGCUGGACAACUCGAAUGUUGCGGACACUCGCUGGCUGAAGAGGUUUAUCCUCUACGCAGUGGAGAUGUUGUUCUACGAGAGGAAAUGGGAAAGGGCUGUCAGUAUCAUCUUGAGAUUCAAUGCGCUAACCAGGAGUCGUUAUGCCGAGUCAGUGCUACCUCUCCUUAUCGUCGCACAACGAAAACUUCAGGAGCAAAUCAAUGACCAUGGUGGUCCGUCAGGAAGUCAACCUCUCAUCACUAUCUCCAAGGAAACGGGUAUUGCUGAAGAGUUUUUUAUAAAGCCAUCAGAGUACAUGUCAAUUGAGCCCGCGGUGCAUAUUGAUCCUGAAGGCCAUGAUGUGUACCGCGGUAGUUUGGACGCGCUGAGACUCGUCUCAGUCCCUCUGGAUGUGAAUAAAAGCCUCCAGGCUCUGCACCAGGCUCUUGAGUUGAAGCAUCACACUGCGCGGUCUCUAGAUCACAGUCGACAGCUUUUGUUGUGUUACCUCGCGGGCCAGCAGGAAGGCGGGACAAGCACCCGUGUGCAGCGCGGGUCAUCCCGUGUCGGGUUCUUACCGAGCCAAGUGAAGCCUCCCACAGAUGUUCCACUGGAUUUAACGAAAGAAACGUUUGACUCUGUGGAAGAUGUGCAAACAUUUACGCUGCAACCAUCGCAACUGGCUGUGGUAAUUGCUUCCUACGAUAAGACAAUUGAAAUGUUACAGUUUCGCAAACAGAAGAGUCUGGCUGCUCAAGCUAUGCACGAACUGGGUAACAUAAUGUUUCACAGUGGGAAUAUUAGGGCUGCGUACAAGUGGUGGGCGGAGUCUCUAGACACGAUCCUCAACACAGUGGAUUCGCUCAAAACGUGGCGUGAAUUGACGUCAUCAUCUGAUACAUCACUCAAGCCCGGUGCUGCUCUUCUUCAGAGAUGUGGGCUAUGGGGAUGUCUCCUAGGAGGUGUAUUGGCCGCUAAUAUUGCGCAAUACAUUCACACAUCCAACCUUGGUCUCCGAUUAGAAUGUUGUCUUCUUUCCGCGACAUUCUUCAAGGCGUUGUUCUGUUCUUCAUUACCCCACCCCACAGCGGAAAAAGACUAUGCUUUAUACGAGGUAGGGGCUGGGUGCGAGGUGGCCGAACUGAUACCUGGGAUAGAUCUUCUGUCCGACGCUUUUAGAAGUAAUGGACGGUCAGUUCUGGCCGCGAUUAGAUGGAUCACAGAGGAACUGGCUCGAGCAAGAUACCUCAUAACGGUUCUUCCAUUGAUCACACUGUGUUUGUACUUCUCCACACAUGUGGCACGUGACCUGCAACGAUCUGUGGAUAUAAGAAUUCUCAGGGUCCGUGUCCUCACCGAUCUUGAGAUGUUCUCAGAAGCAGCAAGAGUUUUGACGUCUUUACUUCGUGGAGAAAAACUUCCUAAAGUUUCUGACGGCGGUUUUAGAACAGUAGAAAACAAAACGAAACCUCCGCCAGUUUUCAAUAACAAGGAGUCUGUUAUGAGUGCGGGCAACUUAGCAGUUUUGAACUACUUGCUGGACCACCGUCUGCAACCGUCCUUGCUAGCACUUUACGGUCCACAACUGACUGGACAGCUCACAAUUGCCCAUGCGCAUCUGAUGAUCGCCAUCGCGGCUACAGUUUAUGCCAUACCAGCAGACUGCCACCAAGAACUUACCCGUUAUCUGGAGGCUAAGGAAGAAGAGGAAGCUGCAUUGCUCGAGUUACCAGUUCCCCCUCUACCGUCCCAGUCUCCAACUGGAAAGAAAAACCCCAAGAAAAAGUCCAGCGAUGAAGUUAUAAGUCUUAAGAGCAGUCAAGUCGCUCAAAGACGAAAGCUAAUUGAUCCAGCGACCAUUACCCCAGAACUGAUUAAGGGUUUCUUGUUGGCCACAGCAGAAUUAAUAUUGACAAAUUUGUGUGACUCCCUGUCAGACGCUCCAGACCAAGCCAGUUUUGAAGAUGAGCCUCUAAGUAUGUCUUCUGUGGAUCUGGAACAGGUUUGCCUCUCUCGACUUGAGCUGGCGGAAAUUGCCAGUCAGCGACAUCAUGCACUAACCAGUGGUAACAUUGUGUAUGCGUGCAUGAGAGCAUUGGAAGAUGCUGCGAUUUUGAAUGAGCUGGACUUAGAGAAACGUGCUCCUUCCCUCAUGUCUAGCCAGGUCCGAUCCGCGCAUAGUACCGUCUCAGGGUGGGGUGGGGACCAUUAUUUCCAUAACCAAGCACGUUCAAGAUUGGAUGCUAGGCUGUGGCUCACCUGUAGACUGACCCUGGCUCAUGGACUCGCAGAAGAGGACAGUGGAAUGGGGAAAUUAGGGGGCUCGACAAGAAGUGUUACCAGCUCUAUUGGAACAUGCUUGCAUCAUUGUCGACAAGGUUUGGACGAAGCAGAAGCAUUUGGUGACAUAGAACUUAUGGCUGAAUUCUCCUUGUUGAGUGUGGUCCAGAAUUUACAACAAGGAAAAAUGGGGCCUGACUUGCUGGAAACGCUAGAGAAAGUCGUUCUCAGUCUGGAGCAGAGUCCUGCUUUGUCCUUCUCAGGAAAACAGUUAUUGGCUCUGACGAUCAUUCAGCACGCUGAUAUCAGACCUUCGGGUCACAUAUCUUCCACCAUGUCGUAUCUUAACGACCCUCUGUCAGCGUACACAAGAGCUAUGACUUAUUUACUUGAGCAGUUGACCCAGUCUGGAAGCGAUGUAAAUCUGGUGGAGACAUCUCCUGUUAGGCCUCUACAUAACAUCUAUUUCCGACAGCUUCUCCCUCUGAUUGACCUUAAACUUCGUAUCGGUCGAACUCUCACCAAACAAACCCACCUGUCUGAACAUGAUCGGGACUCGAACGUCAUUCCAGCCGAGUGGCAGACUGCAGUCAGAGAACUGGAACUAGGACUUGAACUGGCGAGAACCGCUGCUUGUCAGCGGAAACCUAUUGAAGCGCAGCUGUUGUUGACUCUUGGUCAAGUUCAAAGGCAGAUGCUUCCGAGUGGUCAGAUAUCUCCCCGUACGGUAGUUAACACACUGGUGGAAGCUGUACAGUGCACCUUUAUUUCUGAUCACGAUCUUGGUUUAAUGAAGCACGCCUAUCUGGAGAUGGCGCUGGUCCUCAUCAGUAACGCCAACACUCUCAAGCCUCCUAAGACACCCGAGCAGCCGCCCAGACCUGCAGAGUCCCCUACCUUAGGCGCUAAGGAAGGAGGCCGGAAGAUCAGCAAGAAAGGAAGCGCCAAGGAGAAGGGAAGGAAGGAGAAAGAGACGCGGGAAAAGAACAAGGAACUGGACCAGGAAAUGAGGACAGCUUGGGCUGCUAUUCGUGCUGCGGGGGUGGUGUCUUCUGCUCAAUACAAGAUCGGGAUUCUCACAGGAGAUCCUGAAAUCACCGCAUUGAAACUCUCGGAGAAAGCUGCCAACUCAGUUCCAGGUCUCGCGCUGUUCGACCUGUUGGGUACCGAUGACGUCAUUAAAAAUUCGGAGAAUGGUGCGUUGCUUGCUCAGGAUGGAAUUGUCACCAUGGGAACCACUAUUAACAAUUCCAACCGUGUACAAAUCACCUGGCUUCAUCUCCUCGGGUAUCUUUCCGUGCUUCGCCGUCAGUGUUCGUACGCUGCCCUCGGCGUGCAUUCGGAGGACGGAGAAUUAUCCUCAAGGGGCAGCACAUCGGUCUUACCUUUGUUCAGCGCAAACAAAGCUUUGAAGCUCUCCAACAUGCAUUCGUUCCUAAGGAGCGAGCUGGGGCCGUAUGCUGCAGAGUGCUGUGGGGUAUCUCCCCCAGAGGUCUUGGUGAAUUACGGACAUGCAAACGGACCCCAGGUGACGGUGACCCAGCCUUUACAGACUGACCUAGCAGGAGAUAAUUCAAAGAAAGCUGAUCUUAUAGACAAGUCUACCAAAGCUAGUGACUUUGAGAUGUGUAUCCAAUGGUUUCAACCAGAGCUUGACUGUGUGUUUGUCCAAGAUCCAGCGGACUCCCAGUCAGAGCGCCACAGAGCAGUUUGUGUCUUGUACGCCUUUAACAAUAAAGCUCUUGAUCUUUCGGCGAACCCACUCGUCGGUCAAGUCAAGGCCGGGCUUUAUCACGUGAUAGAGUCUCGUGCUCAGGCCCUCCACGAAAAGCUUAUGGCCACGUUGGAAAAAGCCGAGAACGACCUGGCACCCGUGCAGAGCUCUCAAACGGGACCUGGAAAUCCUGAACAAAAUAAGGGCCGUCCGUCUAAAACGGAUCCUGCGCAAUUGAUGGUACCUGGAAAUUUGGAACAGAAACCCUCUGGGACUGGGGUUACAUCGCGUAAAAAGAAGAGCAUGGGAAUAAGGGCUCUCUCAGCUAAGCAAAGAAAGGACGAUCACAUAAGGGCCCUGCUGAGAGAGCAUCUGAGUGAAAUACGAGCCUUGUUACAACGUGAAGUGCCAGUUCCAGUUGAGGAAGUACCAUUUGAAGUCAAUCUCCAGAACGUGGAUUGUCUCGAAGCCAUGUUUGACCCAAGUCGCGGGAACCUUUCCAAAACAACACAGGCAUUUUAUACUUGGCUUUCAUCCCUUCUGGAAAAUUAAAUUUUGGAAUUUUUGUUUAAGUUUGUCCAGGCAGGCGGAAAAAACGUUGACAAACAUUUUUUUCUUGAAACUUUUAGCGAGGAUUUAGAAAAGGAAUGAAAAAGCCAUCAUACAGUGGAGUGUUCGUGCGGUAUAUUUAUCUUGUUUCACAGAUUUAAAUUGUUGUAUAUUCACUUGGACUGCAUAAUGGAGCUGUAUUUUAACAUGGCGUUUGAUAUUUAUUGCAUUCCUGAUAAA